Messenger RNA from Acanthochromis polyacanthus (spiny chromis), 4967 nucleotides. RefSeq names its product DNA (cytosine-5-)-methyltransferase 1 (gene dnmt1). The transcript is spliced from 35 exons. Gene Ontology annotation, molecular function: chromatin binding; DNA binding; DNA (cytosine-5-)-methyltransferase activity. Lineage: Eukaryota; Metazoa; Chordata; Actinopteri; Pomacentridae. Bases 178 to 4728 code for a protein of 1516 amino acids. The record is from RefSeq and is a predicted model, not a curated record. Gene Ontology annotation, cellular component: nucleus.
GGGUUUCCGCGCGAAAAGACGGCCCGCGCGCCCGAAUUGCAUAUAGCAUCCAUUGGAAGCAGCAGCACGCGACAGGCAGUCACAGUGGAGCCCAGCUGUGUUGAACAACGGCGGCCCGAAAUAGAGUUUUAACGCGUUUUAUCGUUUGAGUCUUGCGUUUUUAGAUAGCUGUUUACGAUGCCAUCCAGGACGACCCUGUCUCUGCCAGACGAUGUCAGGAAAAGCCUGCAGAUGCUGGAGGAGGAUGAGUUUUCAGACGAGGAUCACGUGAAAGAAAAGCUCAGAUUGGUGCAGGACUUCUUGCAUGUCGACGCUCAGGACCAGCUGACCAACCUGGAGGAAAAAAUGAAAAGUUCAGAAAUCUCAAUGGAGGUCUAUAUCUCUAAAGUAAAAGCCUUGCUGGGGAAAGAACUUCAUCUUGAAAAUGGCUCUCACGUUGAUGGUGUGGAGCAGAAUGGAAAGACAAAUGGCUUCUCAAACGGUUCCCACAAAGAUGAGGAUGAUGACGCCGUAACGAUAAGCGUACAGGAAGAAGAGGAAGCUGUCAAGUCGCCAACUGGGCCCAAAGGGAAAGGUGGACGCAAGAGCAAGGCAAACUCUGACACAAAAAAGUCUCCACCCAGCACCAGAGUCACGAGAAACAGUGGGAAACAGCCAACCAUCAUGUCCAUGUUCUCUAAAGUUAAAGUAAAUCUGUCUUGCAGUCAAAAGCGCAAGUCUGAAGACUUGAAUGGCGAAGCUGUCAAUGGACAAAAUGAACUGAAGAAAGAAGAUGACGCUGAGGAGUCUCGGGAGGAGAAGCGUCUCAAAGUGGAAUCGGAAGAAAGCGCCCCAGAAGAAGUAAAGAGUGAGAUUACUAAGCCAAUUUCUGCUGCGAAGACGCCGCCCCCCAAAUGUCAAGACUGCAGACAGUACUUGGAUGACUCAGAUCUCAAAUUCUUUCAAGGGGAUCCCGAUAACGCGCUCGAUGAGCCAGAAAUGUUAACAGACGAGCGCCUCUCCCUCUUUGAUGCAAAUGAGGAUGGAUUUGAGAGCUAUGAAGACCUGCCGCAGCACAAGAUCACUAACUUCAGUGUGUAUGACAAGCGUGGCCAUCUUUGUCCGUUUGACUCUGGACUGAUUGAGAAGAACGUGGAGCUUUACUUCAGCUGUGUUGUUAAGCCCAUCUAUGAUGACAACCCAUGCUUGGAUGGUGGUGUUCCUGCCAAAAAGCUUGGGCCCAUCAAUGCCUGGUGGAUCACUGGUUUUGACGGUGGAGAAAAGGCUUUAAUUGGUUUCACUACAGCUUUUGCUGAUUACAUCUUGAUGCAGCCCAGUGAGGAGUAUGGUCCAAUCUUUGCACUGAUGCAGGAGAAAAUCUACAUGAGCAAGAUAGUGGUUGAAUUCCUCCAGAAGAACCCUGACGCUACAUAUGAAGACCUUCUCAACAAGAUCGAGACAACCGUGCCUCCUGCAGGACUCAACUUUAACUGCUUCACUGAGGACACGCUGCUGCGUCACGCCCAGUUUGUGGUGGAGCAGGUGGAGAGCUACGAUGAGGCCGGCGACUCGGAUGAGCAGCCCAUCAUUGUUACCCCCUGCAUGAGAGACCUGAUCAAGCUUGCUGGAGUUACUCUAGGAAAGAGCAUGCUGCUGUACUGGAGAGCUGCCAGAAGACAGGCUAUUCGUCACCCAACGAAGAUAGAGAAGGACAGCAAGGGACCGACUAAAGCGACCACUACCAAGCUCGUCUACCAGAUCUUUGAUACCUUCUUUUCUGAUCAGAUCGAGCAGAACGACAAAGAAGGUGGAGUCAAAAGGCAGCGGUGUGGUGUCUGCGAGGUUUGUCAGUCUCCUGAUUGUGGCAAGUGUGCAGCUUGCAAGGACAUGAUCAAAUUUGGAGGAAGUGGCAAAAGCAAGCAGGCUUGUAAGCAGAGAAGAUGCCCAAACCUGGCAGUAAAGGAGGCUGAAGAUGAUGAGAACAUUGAGGAGGAAGAUGUUCCAGUGGAGAAGACCAAAAAGGUUUCUCAUGCCAAAAGAAAGAAGCAGACCCAGUGCAAACUUGCAUGGAUCGGAGAGCCUGUUCAGACUGAAGGGAAGAAGCAGUACUACAAGAAGGUCUCUGUGAAUGAUGAAGUGCUGGAGGUGGGAGACUGUGUCUCUGUUUCAUCAGAGGAUCCAUCCAUUCCUCUGUAUCUGGCAAGGAUCACAUCACUGUGGGAGGACGCUGGUGGUAAGAUGUUCCACGCCCACUGGUUCCUUCGUGGGAUUCACACAGUGCUCGGAGAGUCUUCUGAUCCACUGGAGCUUGUCAUUGUGGAUGAGUGUGAAGACAUGCUGCUCAAUUAUGUCCAAGGCAAAGUGAAUGUCAUGUAUAAGGCCCCAUCUAACAACUGGUUUAUGGAGGGUGGCAUUGAUGUUGACAUUAAGGUGAUUGAGGAUGAUGGGAAGAGUUUCUUCUACCAGUUCUGGUACGACACAGAAUUUGCCCGAUUUGAGACGCCACCGAAGACCUCUCCUUCAGAACAAUGCGAGUUCAAGUUCUGUGGCAGCUGUACAUGGAUUAAAAAGAGAGAGGAACAGGAAAUCCCUCGUGCAUUUGAACCCCUGGAAAAUGAAGACAAUGACAGCAAGGCUCUGUAUGCUUUGGCUUGUUUUAAGGGAGAGCAGUUCAAAGUGGGAGACAGCGUCUACCUGCCUCCUGAGACUUUUAAUUUCAGCGUGAAGCCAGCCAGUCCAGUGAAGCGCUCCCACAGGAAGGACGAUGUGGACGAGGACCUGUAUCCAGAGUACUACAGGAAGUCCUCAGACUACAUCAAGGGCUCAAACCUGGAUGCUCCAGAGCCUUUCCGUGUGGGCCGCAUCAAGGAAAUCUUCUGUCACAGGCGUAGCAAUGGGAAACCCGACGUGUCAGAGGUCAAACUGCGACUGUACAAAUUCUACAGGCCUGAGAACACUCACAAAGGUGUCAAAGCCAGUUACCACACAGACAUCAAUCAGCUGUACUGGAGUGAUGAAGAAGUGACGGUUAGCAUGACUGAGGUGCUCGGCCACUGUCAGGUGGAAUAUGCAGAAGACCUGAUUGAAUCAGUCCAAGACUAUUCUAGUGGUGGACCUGACCGCUUCUACUUCCUAGAGGCUUAUAACGCAAAAUCAAAAAGCUUUGAAGAUCCUCCAAAUCACGCUCGCUCUGCUGCUCAUAAAGGAAAAGGAAAGGGCAAAGGAAAAGGUAAAGGCAAAGGAAAGGCGCCGACUGCUCAGGAACUGCAGGACACUCCUCUAGAACCACAGACGCCUAAAGUGCCCAAAUAUCGCACACUGGACGUGUUCUCUGGCUGCGGCGGACUUUCUGAAGGCUUCCAUCAGGCUGGCAUCUCUGAGACCCUCUGGGCCAUAGAGAUGUGGGAGCCGGCAGCACAGGCCUUCAGGCUCAACAACCCAGGCACCACAGUGUUCACGGAGGACUGCAACGUCCUGCUGAAGUUGGUCAUGUCCGGAGAGAAGACGAAUUCUCUUGGCCAGAAGCUGCCUCAGAAGGGCGACGUGGAGAUGCUGUGUGGAGGACCUCCUUGUCAAGGGUUCAGUGGGAUGAACCGCUUCAACUCCCGCACCUAUUCCAAAUUCAAGAACUCACUUGUGGUCUCCUAUCUUAGUUACUGCGAUUACUACAGACCCAAAUUCUUCCUGCUGGAGAAUGUGAGGAACUUUGUGUCAUUCAAAAGCUCCAUGGUCCUGAAGCUGACUUUACGCUGUCUUGUGCGAAUGGGCUACCAGUGCACAUUUGGUGUCCUUCAGGCUGGUCAGUAUGGUGUAGCCCAGACCCGCCGUAGGGCCAUUAUCCUGGCUGCUGCUCCUGGAGAGAAACUUCCUCGCUAUCCUGAACCUCUACACGUGUUUGCUCCCAGAGCUUGCUCUCUGAGUGUGGUGGUGGACGAAAAGAAAUACGUCAGUAAUGUCACACGAGGUAACGGCGGCAUCUACAGAACCAUCACUGUCAGAGAUACCAUGUCUGAUCUGCCAGAAAUUCGCAACGGUGCAUCUGCUUUGGAGAUUUCCUACAACGGGGAACCUCAGUCUUGGUUCCAGAGGCAGAUCAGAGGCACGCAGUAUCAGCCGAUCCUCCGAGAUCACAUCUGCAAGGACAUGAGCGCUCUGGUUGAGGGUCGGAUGCGUCACAUCCCCUUGGCUCCGGGCUCUGACUGGAGGGAUCUGCCCAACAUUGAGGUUCGGCUGAAAGACGGCACCAUGACCAAGAAACUGCGUUACACACACCCUGAUAAAAAGAACGGACGCAGCAGCACUGGUGCACUCAGAGGUGUUUGCACAUGCGCAGGAGGGAAGCCUUGCGACCCUGCAGACAGGCAGUUUAACACCCUGAUCCCCUGGUGUCUGCCCCACACUGGGAACCGCCACAAUCACUGGGCUGGACUCUAUGGCAGGUUGGAGUGGGACGGCUUCUUCAGCACAACUGUUACCAAUCCUGAGCCCAUGGGCAAACAGGGCCGUGUCCUGCAUGCUGAGCAGCACCGAGUGGUCAGUGUGAGGGAGUGUGCACGCUCUCAGGGAUUCCCCGACACCUACCGCUUCUUUGGAAACAUCCUGGACAAACACAGACAGGUUGGAAAUGCGGUGCCGCCUCCACUCUCCAGGGCCAUAGGCCUGGAGAUUAAGAAGUGCGUUAUGGAGAGAAUGAAGGAAGAACAAGCAUCAGAGAACAACAAACUGGAGAAGAUGGAAGUCUCCGACUAGUCCUUCGUUUCCCUUUCCAGCAAGAAUAUGUCGGGACAAAACCUAAUGAUGGGAAAUAAUUUCUUUUUAAAUAAGCUGGCUUUUAACUAAGUGGCCAGUAUGGACAUUCAAUGUAGUAUCAUUCCAUGUUGAGUUUUAAAUGUGCUUUUAAUCACGUUGUUCAAUGUAAACCUAAUGUGGGAUAAAUUGUAUGUAGUUUUUAUAUGUAAAAUUUCAAAUAAAGCUCUUAUGAAAUCCUA